Diabrotica virgifera virgifera (western corn rootworm) is the source of this 7538-nucleotide messenger RNA. RefSeq names its product interleukin-1 receptor-associated kinase 4. Gene Ontology annotation, cellular component: plasma membrane. The transcript is spliced from 7 exons. Gene Ontology annotation, molecular function: protein kinase activity; ATP binding. Lineage: Eukaryota; Metazoa; Arthropoda; Insecta; Coleoptera; Chrysomelidae. The record is from RefSeq and is a predicted model, not a curated record. The coding region runs from base 80 to 2305 and encodes 741 amino acids. Gene Ontology annotation, biological process: protein phosphorylation.
AUAUCGUGCGCAUCCCUAUCAAAUAGUCAAAUUAAAUUUAAAAAUAAAUAAUAAUAUGUUUAUUUUUUAAAACACUACCAUGUCUGAGAUUUUAUUGGAGCCUUCUUUAGAAAUAAGAAAAUUACGUCCUAGUCAGAUUAGAGAAUUAUCAUCUAUUUUAGAGACCCAUGAACUAUGGAAACGUUUAAUGAGCAUAAUUCCAAAAACGCUGGAGAAAACCAACUACAAAUGUGAUUUAACUACUCAUAAUCCUCAUAAAUAUACUGCUGAACACUUUAGAUUAAUUGAAAAUAGAAAAGACAAAUCUAGAUCAUGUACAGAAAUUUUAUUAGAUGAGUGGGGCACUUCAGGAAGAAUAAGACCUGCUCUGGGACAUCUUCUUUAUCUUCUUACCAAAGCAAAGUUAUUUCGAGCUGCAGAUUAUGUGGCUGUUGACCUUCUUCAUCAAGAGAAGCCCAAGAGACCAGAUGUCGGCCCUGAGGCAGAAAUUCCUGUUAAUCUUAGUGAAAUAAUUCAGCAAAGGGAUGAAGAUGAAGAUAUCGAGCAUUUACUUGAUGAUGUGGAUUAUGUCACUGAAGCAGUGAAUUUAAUAAGAAGAUAUUCAGAUAAAACACCAAAGAAAGUUAACAAAAUUCCUGACAUUGUUAUAACUCCAGAUGUAGAAGAGAAUAGAGUGCCAGCAUUCCAAACACCAAUAGUAACGGUCAGACCCAAAGAACCAGAAGUCCAGGAAGAUGUAUCAGAUAUGAUUAAAUUUUCAACCACACAAAUUCAAAAUAGUACAGUGACAGAAAUGGAUUCUCAAGAAAUUCCAGCAGUGGUCAAUAUCAUAAAUUCUGAGAACGUGUCUGAGCCCCAGGAAAUGAACAUGCCAAAUUUGUCCAUGAUUAUGAAUUCGAAUAGUAACAAUAGUAGCACUAGCAACAAUGAGAGUACAGUUGACAAUUCAGCUUCGUCCAUUUCGAAUACUAUGUCCGAGAGUUAUUCACAGUCUUCGGUGCAGUCUGAAAGUUCUGUUACUGACAGCUACAGCCCUGCAUUCAGUCAGAUUUUAGGUCCAACGAUCCAACCAGAAACGACAGGAGAAAAUGUUCCCAAUCUGUCAGUUUUGAAUUUGCAGCCUGAAGGGAGUGAUUCGGAAGUAAAUGUAGAAGCGAAUGAAACAACGUCAGAAGCCAACAUGAUGCCCGAUUUGGAUUUAUUACAGCAACAGUCAGAAGUCAUUACUGAUUCAAAUAAUUUACCUGACUUUAACACACUACAAGUUAGUAACACAGCGAGCCAGAGUAUCCAGCUUAGCACUGCGUCACAAGUUUCAUCAGAGAGUUCAACAAAAACGCGUUCUUGUUCAUCUCCUCUGCCGAAUCUAUCUUUGGAUACCGUUUUGCCACAUUACAGCUAUCAAAACCUUGAAACAGCAACAAAUUAUUUUAACGAAAGUAAAUAUAUGGGUCAGAAAUAUGAGGGGAGAUUUUUAGGUUCUGGAGAAUUCGGAUCGGUUUUCUUGGCUCUAGGUUUGUUAAAUAAACCAAUUGCCGUAAAGAAAUUGUUUAUUGGUGAUGUGGAAGUGGUUGACAUCGACGACGAGGUUACUAAGCAGUUCAGAACUGAAGUUGAAGUGUUGAGCAAGUAUAAACAUGACAAUUUACUGUCUCUUCUGGGUUAUUCCUGUGAUGGAAGCACAUAUUGUUUGUUGUAUGACUACAUUCCUGGAGGGCCGUUAAAGGAUAGAUUACAGAAUAUUUCGAAUAUACUGUCGUGGAAACAACGAUUAAAUAUAGCGAUGGGAACUUCAAGAGCUAUAGCUUAUCUACACACAGCAUUUCCAACACCACUUCUUCACAGAGACAUCAAAUCUGCCAACAUCCUUCUAGACUCUCGAGGUCAGCCAAAGCUUGGUGAUUUUGGUCUCAUAAAGCUCAUGACAAAUCAGAAUAUCAAUACGUCCACCACUGUAUUUGGUACAUCUGCAUAUAUGCCCCCAGAAGCUUUUGGAGGAGACGAAUCAGUGCAAUUUGACACUUUCAGCUUUGGUGUGGUGGUACUGGAACUUUUGACGUCAUUGCCUGCUAUAGAUAAUGACAGAGAAGGAACUGAUCUGGUAACCCACAUUGCAGAAACUAUUGAGAACGAUGACAUAUCAGUUGUCGUGGACUACAGAGCCGGAACUUGGAAGGAAAACAACGUAGAUUAUGCCAUGAAGUUCUAUAAAAUUUCGCAAUCUUGUUUAGAAGAGAAAAUUCGAAGACCUACCAUGGUGCAGAUUAAAACCGCACUCGAUGAUUUAAUGAAAGAUAUAAGAUGAAGGAGUUACAGGUUAAUUGUAGAAAUAUAUUUUUGUACUCAAUAAUUCGUCUCACUACUUUUGCAAAUACCGUCCCUAAAACUUAAAAGCGUAGGCGCCAAAAUAGGCGGGCCAAUACUUUUUAACCCUCCGGUAGCCACGUCUCGUAAAGUUACAUGAGUGGACACACUACGGUACCUAAUGCCGCACAUAUAAAAAACGCAAAAGGCGCAAAAUGAAAAAACGAGUAGUCAGUCUUACAAUGUAAUCUGAACAAAGAAAACGUUUACUACAAAAAAAGAAUUCACAAACAUCCCAAAAGUAAAAUACAUAAAUACAAAAUAUAAUUUACAAUAUAUCAUCAUCAUCAUGGCUUAUUCACUCCUGGCGGAGUGUUUGCCGCCCUUUGGGCUCUCUGAUUCAUUUGUUGCGGAGAAUCAGUCCGCUGUUGUCUUUUAUUAUUAUAGCAGCGUGUGUGACUUGGCUUUGUCUACAACUUUUCUCCAUUCUUUCCGGCCCUUACAACGCUCCUUCCAAUUGUAGAUUCUCAGCUUCUUUAUGUCUCCUAAGACUUGAUCUCUCCAUCUUGUUUUGGGUCUUCCCUUUGGUCUCCCUGUUGUUGGUCUCCAGCCAGUUAUUCUCUUUAGCGUAGAGUCUGGGUUAGCUCUUUCUGUGUGUCCCAGCCACCUGAGCAUCUGCGCCUUCACGAACUUAAUUAUGUCUUCACCCUGGAUGACUUCUUUAAUUUCUUCAUUUGUUAAUCUUCUAAAUUCGCCUACACUUAUCCUCACCGGUCCCAUUAUUCGUCGAAUUAUCUUUCUCUCUAAGAUUUCUAAUCUCAUUUCAUCUUUUUGUGUUAGGCACAUCGUCUCUGCACUAUAGGUGAUCACUGGCCUGAUUGCAGUCUUGUAAAUUUUUAAUUUGGUUGUCUUACUAAUGUGUUUUUCUUUCAAGAAUUUUUGGUAGUUCCAAUAGGUUUUAUUACCCAGUAGGAUGCGUCCAUUUAUUUCAUCCGUUCUAUCAUUUCUGCCAUUCACCAUCACUCCCAAAUAUUUGAAACGGUGUACUCUUUCAAAUGAAUAUACUCCAAGCUUAAUUUCUUUCUCGAUGUUCGUAUUCUCUCUUGAGCACUUGAGGUAUUUCGUUUUGCUUUGGUUUAUUACUAGCCCUCUCUUCUUUGCUUCUUUAUCUAGUAUUAAUAUUAUAUUCUGCAUGGUUUUUAAAUCUCUAGUAACGAGUGCAAUAUCGUCUGCAUACGCUAUCAGUUGGGCUGAAGAUUCGAUAAUUGUUCCCCAAAUUUUGGCUGCUCUUACUGCACCCUCUAUGGCAAUGUUAAAUAAUGUUGUUGAUAGGGAGUCUCCCUGUCUGACACCUACCUCUAUUUGUACUUCAUCUGACGGGCCUUCCCUUGUUAAGAUUCGUGCUUUGGAUUCCUUCAUCGUCAUUUUCGUGAGACUUACUAGUUUUUCUUGAAUGCCUAGUUGCUUCAUAUCAUUAAUUAGCUCCUCCCUUAUUACACCGUCAAAGGCUUGCUUGUAGUCAAUAAACAGUAUAUGUAGAUCUAUUCCAUGCUCGUAACUUUUUUCUACGAUUUGCGUUACAAUGUGUAUUGCAUCUAUUGUUGACUUACCUUCUCUGAAUCCAUGUUGGUAUUCACCUAUUUUUGUUCUCGUUUAUUUUUCUAUUCUUUGUCUGAUCAAAUUAGUUAAUAUUUUGUACAUUGUAUUUAAUAGCGUGAUUCCCCUGUAGUUAGUGCAUUUCGUCUUGUCACCUUUUUUAGGGAUUGGUGUUAUCAGACCGCAAUUCCAGUCGUUCGGCAUGCGUUCUUCUUCCCAUAUUCGUUCUAUCAGCUUGUGGAUUCUGUGGGCUAGUUCCUCUCCCCCUUUCUUGAAGAACUCAUUUAUAAUGUCGUCUGGUCCUGCUGCUUUCCUUGUCUUUAAUCUGUUUAUGGUCGCCAAUACUUCGUUGUAUGAGGGAGGCUCUGAUUGUUCUUCAUUCCUAUUUACUGUUUGUACAUUCCUUUUUUUUUAAUAUUUGCCGGAAUCUUUUUCUUAUUCUGUGCUUUUAUGUGUUUAUAUAGUCUUGCAUUAUCGUUACUAUUAGCUUCGAGUUCCAGCAGUAAGUCUUCAAUCAAUUUCUUCUUUUUAGUUCUGCAACAUUUGUCUGACUCUUUCUUUUUCUCUUUAUAGUGUAGGAGAUCUUCUUGUUUCCCUGUGGCCAACCACCUGUGUCUUGCUUGGUCCUUGCCUUUACUAGCUUGCUCGCAUUCUUCAUCGUACCAAUCUUUUCUUUUAUUGUCGUUCAUUAGUCCUAUCGUCUCCUCUGCUGCUGUUAAAAUACUAUCUUUUAUGUCUUCCCAUGUUUCAUCUAUGUCCGAUGGUUUUAGGACUAGUAGUUUUUCUUCCAACUUAGUGCAGAAUUUUCUGUUUGCAUUAUCUGUGUUUAGUUUUGACCUAUUCCACCUCUUUCUUUUCUUUCUGUCGUUUUUGUCUUUAAGUAUCUUCAAUUUCAUGUCGCCUAUCACCAAAAUGUGAUCCGAAUCAGCAUUGGCUUCCCUGUAGGACCUCACAUUCUGUACAAUUGUUCUCCAUUUUUUUGAAAUUAGGAUGUGGUCUAUUUGGUUUCCGUCUGUCGUUCCAGGUAUUAGCCACGUUACUUUGUGCUCUUUUUUGUGCUUGAAUUGGGUGCUAAUAAUAAAAGUAUUGGUUGCUGCUGCUAGAUUACAUAUUCUCCUGCCAUUGUUGUUCGUAUUUUGAUGGAUCGUUUCUUUUCCUGCGAUUUCUCUGUUCGUGUCUUCUUUCCCUAUCUUUGCGUUAAAGUCUCCUAAUAGGAUUAGUAUGUCGUUCUUUGGUAUUUCUUCGUACAAUUCUUCAAGUUUUUCAUAGAAUUCAUUCUUUUCUUCUUCGGGAGCAUUCUCUGUAGGUGCAUAUAUAUUAACAAAUGUUAAAUUUGCUUGUUUAUUUUUCAUUCUUAUAUAUGAUAUUCUUCCAUCAACCGCUUUAAAGUUAAUAAUCUUGUCUCUUACGCUAUUACUAACUAGAAAGGCGGUUCCAUUGCGACCCUGUUUGCUUUCUCCUGCGUAGUACAUUGUGUGGUUUCUUCUAUUGAUCAUCCCUUCUCCUGCCCACCUUAUUUCUUGUAGCGCUAGUAUUUCCAUCCUGUAUUUUGUCAUUUCUUUUGCCAACUCUUCCAUUUUGCCUGGUCUUAGAAGUGUUUUGAUGUUCCACGUUCCUAUUCUUAUUUUCCUGUUUUUGUCUUUUAUUUUAUUUUGUUUUUGUUUUAUUUUUCGUCUUUUCUUACAAAAUAUUUUCAUGUCCGUAUUCAUUGCCAACUCCGUUAUACUGUCGCCGUCUUUUGUUAUAUGUUUUGUUAGUUUUUUGACGUCAUUUUUAUCAAUUUUCCGCGUGGAUCUAUAUCAUCAGAUAGGGGGGAUCUGUCGUUUAUUGUCCUAGCGUUACUCUUCUUCUCUUCAGGUUUCCUCCAGUAAUUUAUAUCCAUGCCUUCUAGUUGGUCCAGUGAGAACAGUUCACCAUUUAUCCAUAAUUUGUUGUAUUUUAGUGCGGCUGUGUGUCCUUCCUGGCGUACCAUUUUCAUGUGCUGGAGAAGAUGCUUCCUUUCUUGUAGUAUUUUUUUCGGGAAGUCCUCAUUGAUAUAUAUGUUAGUUCCUCUUAGGUUUUUAGCAGCCUUCAGAAUUUCCAUUCUCGUAGAUUCCUUUUUCAUUUCUAAUAAGAUGGGUCUGGGUACAUUUUGGGGAUCACCUUGUCUACCUAUUCUUCUCAUCUCUACCAGUUCUUCAUCUAGGUUUGUUUGUACGUCGAUUUUUUCCAUUAUCCCCUUUAUCUUAUUUAUCAUCUCUUGUUCGCUUUCUGUUUGGUUUUCUUCGACCCCCUGUAUUAUUAUGUUUUUUCUUCUGGCUUGUCUUUCCAGUAAUUCGAUUCUAACUUCUUUUUCCGUGAUUUUAGUUCUCAUUGCUUGGUGAUCUGCUUUCAACUGCUCGUUUUCUUUAUUUAAUUUAUCCAGGUCUACUUGCAUUUUAUCUAUUUUGCUUUCGAUUCUUACAUUUCUUUCAUCCAUUCUCUCUAAUUUUUCUAAUAUCUGCUCCAUUGUACCGCGGUAAGGGGGUCAGCCCAAUCGACUUGGCGGAGCGUCAACCCUUCUCAGCACUUUGGAGUUUUACUCAGAUAUAUAUUUUCGUAUUAAUGUUUCGGCUUUAUUGCAGAAAUUUUUCAAUAGCCGGCAACGUCGCUUUUAUUUUCGACGAAACUUCACCUCUUAUCGGAAUGUUUUUGUCUGUUGUUUAUUAAUUGUUUGAGAGGUUAUUAUGCUUUUUGCAAUGCUUACUCACUAGUUUCUGCUGAAUUUUGACGAACUAUUUUUAUCGGGAGCACUGUCGUCUGUCUAAAUUCACUAUAGUUUGUAUUCGUUUAUUUUUCACUUUGUUACACUAAAUUUUUAUAUUUUAAUACGGAACGUAUUUUGACAGUAUCGUUCAAGUUCAAGCCUCGAUGCCAAAGUUAUAUACAUAAAUACAAAAUAAUUGGAUUAGUCUUAUAAACACACAUUGUACUGAAUUUAUUUCUCACUUUAAUUUUUGAAAAGAAAAUAUUGAACAACUCUCACUUUAACGCUCAGUAUCCAACUGAUAAAACACUUUAGAAAAUGCAAUAGCCGCAGAUAGUAUUUUAAAGAUAGUCACUCGGACAUAUGUAUAUCUAAAUUGUGAUGUGUACGAAAGAAUACUGAUAAAAUUUAUUAAAACUUUUAAAUGCGGCACGGAGUACCGCAGUUUGGCCACGGGAGGGUUAAAUACAUUCAUUUUUUUCGAAAGUAUUUUUGAAAAAUUUAAACUCAGAACGAAAUAUUACAUUAUUACCGAGGGCCUAAAGUCCCUGAAAAAUUCUAUAAUGUUUAUUUUAAUAAGUUACAGGGGUGAAAAAGAUGAGAAAAUUGAGUGUGAUUUUUAAUUUCAAAUAUCUCAUUUAAAAGAAACUUUCUGUUUAUGCUAAGAGACUUUCGGUCGUUGGUAAUAAUAUAAUAUUUCAUUCUGCGUUUAAAUUUUUCUAAAAUAUUUAUUCGUUUUUUCAGGUAUGAGAUUUAAAAAUCAUUGGCCGAAAUUUUGUGCCUACACUCUUAAAAACUUUAAAAUAAUUAGCAUUUUCAGUACAUUUCAUUGAUGUAAUGUCAUAUGGUCAAUAUUUUAAGCUUAGAACUGUCUUGAUUUUAAACAAAGCGAAUUAUAAUAUGUUUUCUAAAA